This is a messenger RNA of Hibiscus syriacus, 711 nucleotides long. Its product is annotated as nuclear transport factor 2B-like. The transcript has 2 exons. The record is from RefSeq and is a predicted model, not a curated record. The coding region runs from base 81 to 449 and encodes 122 amino acids. NCBI's taxonomy places the organism in Eukaryota, Viridiplantae, Streptophyta, Magnoliopsida, Malvales, Malvaceae. Gene Ontology annotation, biological process: nucleocytoplasmic transport. Gene Ontology annotation, cellular component: nuclear pore central transport channel.
UUUGAAGCGACCGCUCAAUCUCAUAUUAGAAAUCAAAAAGAUAUUUUUUUAGAAAAUAAAUAAUUUAAAAAAGAAAUCAGAUGGAUCCAGACGCAGUGGCGAAGGCGUUCGUCGAGCACUACUACACGACGUUCGAUUCGAACCGGGGCGGUCUAGCCAACCUCUACCAGGAUGGUUCAAUGUUGACCUUCGAGGGUCAAAAGAUCCAAGGCGCUCAGAGCAUCGUCGCUAAGCUCACCAGCCUUCCUUUCCAGCAGUGUCAGCACAGCAUCACCACCGUCGAUUGCCAGCCCUCCGGUGCCGGUGGUAUGCUUGUUUUCGUCAGCGGUACCCUCCAGCUCGCCGGCGAGCAGCAUGCUCUCAAGUUCAGCCAGAUGUUUCAUCUGAUGCCAACACAGCAGGGAAGCUUCUAUGUGUUGAAUGACAUAUUCAGGUUGAACUAUACGUGAAGACGUGAUGUGAUCGGUACAAGUAACCGAGGGGGUGGGAAUAUAAUGUCAAAGAUCUAAACAAUGUUUGCUUAAUCUCCCCGUUCAGUUUUAAUCAUUUCAAAUUGGGGGGAAAGAAAUAAAUUUUUUUGUUUGUUUAUGGUAAAUGCUUUCAUCGUGAUUUCCAUGUCAUCAUAUUUCAGGGCUUCCUUUGCUGUAUGAUCGGUGGAGUUAGUGAAAGACACUAUUUAUGAAUUGGAUGUUUGAUGGAAAUACAUGUUUG